GCUAGAGCGACCCUGAGGGGGCGGGUGGCAGGAAAAGCUCGGAACAGCUGCCGGAGGUGACGGAGCAGAAGGCCCAUCCGGUGCGCUGGAAGACGAACCUUCCAGCUCCAGACAACCUGAGCCCAAGGUUCCCACAGCUCAGUACAGCCAUGAGUGCGGAGGUGAAAGUGACAGGGCAGAACCAGGAGCAAUUUCUGCUCCUGGCCAAGUCGGCCAAAGGGGCAGCGCUGGCCACACUCAUCCACCAGGUGCUGGAGGCCCCUGGUGUCUACGUGUUUGGGGAACUGCUGGAUAUGCCCAAUGUUAGAGAGCUGGCUGAAAGUGACUUUGCUUCCACAUUCCGGCUGCUCACAGUGUUUGCUUAUGGAACAUAUGCCGACUACUUAGCUGAAGCCAGGAAUCUUCCUCCACUCACUGAAGCUCAGAAGAAUAAACUUCGACACCUCUCAGUUGUCACCCUGGCUGCUAAAGUCAAGUGCAUCCCAUAUGCAGUGUUGCUAGAAGCCCUUGCUCUGCGUAAUGUGCGGCAGCUAGAAGACCUGGUGAUUGAGGCUGUAUAUGCUGAUGUGCUUCGCGGCUCACUGGAUCAACGCAAUCAGCGUCUAGAGGUUGACUACAGCAUUGGACGGGACAUCCAGCGCCAAGACCUUAGUGCCAUUGCCCGAACCCUGCAGGAGUGGUGUGUGGGCUGUGAAGUUGUGCUGUCAGGUAUCGAGGAGCAAGUGAGCCGUGCCAACCAGCACAAGGAGCAGCAGCUGGGCCUAAAGCAGCAGAUUGAAAGUGAGGUUGCCAACCUUAAAAAAACCAUUAAAGUUACAACAGCAGCAGCUGCUGCAGCCACAUCUCAGGACCCCGAGCAACACCUGACUGAACUGAGGGACCCAGCUCCAGGCACCAACCAGCGCCAGCCCAGCAAGAAGGCCUCAAAAGGGAAGGGGCUCCGAGGGAGUGCCAAGAUUUGGUCCAAGUCGAACUGAAGGGAUUCAUUAUUUCUUUCCUGGGGAGAUGGGGCCCCAGCUGCCUGCCUACCUGCCCCUUAGGAAUCCUCAGAGAGCCUUCCUGUGCCCCUGGCCAGCUGAUAAUCCUAGUUCAUGACCUUUCACCUCCUGCACCCCAAAGCAUAGAUUACAUCUUUUCUAGGGAAGAAGCCAGUACAGGUCAUGUUUUUAUUGGUACUUUUUGCUCUACAUGAUUUUCCCAUGUGUUUCAUUGUUCCUUCUCCCUGUCAUGCUCUCCUCUCUAUUUCUUUAAUAAUUCAGCAUCUGUCCCUGUUUAUUACUUCUGUCAUUGAGUAGGUGGGUAGUCCUGAAGGUCGCUCAGUCUCCAGCAUAAGCCUCGGGUGUUCCUUCUACCACCCUUUCCCUGCAUGUCAAAUACCUGAUUCCUACUCCCUACCCGUGCCUAUUGGCUAGCAUCUGAAGAGUGAGGGCCCUACCAGAAUUCUUACCGUGAGAAUUCUGGGAGCCAGUCUGCCAUUCUGGGAGUGACUGGACACUUUCAUUCUAGAGUCCCAGCACACUACAGUUUCCUUUCCCCCAUCUUCCCCUUGGAUCCUGGGAAUGCUGCUGCUUCAAUGAUUCUAGAGCCUAAGAAGGACAGCUGUUGAGAUGUUGAGAAAUGGUUCUUUCUUGGCUCUGACCAUCUUGGGAAGCCCAAUGGCAAUCCUGGAAAGAUUUAUAUCUCCUUUUGGAGUUUGGUGGGGAAGGGAAUAUAGAUUGUAUUAAAAAAAAAAAAGUAUAUAUGCAUAUAUCUAUCUAUAACAGAACAGAAAUAAAUAUAAGAAGUCUAUCUACAAACAUGCCCAGAA
Messenger RNA from Marmota flaviventris (yellow-bellied marmot), 1807 nucleotides. It is a transcript of the gene Cops7a, whose product is annotated as COP9 signalosome subunit 7A. The record is from RefSeq and is a predicted model, not a curated record. Gene Ontology annotation, biological process: COP9 signalosome assembly. Lineage: Eukaryota; Metazoa; Chordata; Mammalia; Rodentia; Sciuridae. Gene Ontology annotation, cellular component: COP9 signalosome.